Notodromas monacha is the source of this 1787-nucleotide messenger RNA. The record is from the annotation of a GenBank genome assembly. Lineage: Eukaryota; Metazoa; Arthropoda; Ostracoda; Podocopida; Cyprididae.
CCCACAGCAGUUUUUCCCAGCUGCGUUUCCCCGACCUCCAGUCCCCGCCAACCACAGCCAGUGUGCAGUCAGAAGCUCAGCAGUUGUGAUAUCGUGUACGUGUUCUCGCAGUGUUUACGUUACAGUAUUUUCUCCAAGACCGAGAUUCCGUCAGCGGGGAACUAAUCUUUCGUGGACUCCGAACCCGAGAAUCUCAGAAUUCGUGUGCGUAAGGCAAGGAAUGGAGAUCUAGAAUCCAACACAGCGACCAACAAUAGAAACAACACAAGAUGGAGGAACACAGGAGCAAUGAAACGGAAACUCAAGGGAACCCAGGACAUGGAGAAUCCAUGGAUAUGGUUCAAGACAAAGACGAAUUGCUUAGAAAAAAGGACUCCGAGAUUCACGAGCUUCAGGAGGCCAGUAUGAUUAAAGAGAUGGAAAUAAACGUUCUCAAGUCGAAACUGAAAGAGCAUGAGCAGAACACCGAUUCCCACGUCGUCAAGGACGAUUCCGAAGAAAUUCUCAUUCUGAGGACAUUGUGCAAGGACAAGGAAUUUGUGGUAGAUGCUUUAAAUAAGCAGGUGGAGUCUUUGCAAGAGGAAAUUCUCGCGUUUCAGCAGCAACAAACAGACGCCAACGUUGAUGCGGCGGAAUUUAAAGAAUUGUCGGCAGAAAACGAAGCCUUAAAAUAUGACUGCAUUUCCAAAAAUGAAAGGAUCGAUGGGUUACUCGCUCAGAUAAAACAGUUAGAAUCUGUUUCCGAAUCUUCAAAUACGAUUUCAGCAGAAAACGAAUCUCUGAAGGCAGAUAUCAAAGUAAAGAAUGAGCGACUGGAAACCCUCCAACAGCAGGUGGAGAUGCUCGAAGAAAAUUUUGCACACCAUCAGAAUGAACUCAAAGUCUUCUCUGCGAAAGGUGACGAAGACCAGGCAAUCGUUGAUCAACUUCACCAUGAUCUAGAAAACGCGAAGGGCCAGAUAAAAGAACUGGAAAUGAAACUAAAAACUGCUGAGGAAGAGAAGACCAUUUCUGCACAAGAACUGGCACACUUUCAGUCCACCUUUCCGGCAUUGGAGGAUUCCAGAAACCGUGAGGAGGCUAAGAGGAAGUUGCUAGAAAGCAACUUAGAAGUCCUGAAGGAUGAACUAGCCAAGUCAAGAGCAGCUUACAUGGAAUCCAAGCGGGAACUCGACUCCCUCAGCUCUAAAAAACAGAGCAUUCAGAAGGAUGAAUUCCUGCCUGUUGAUCAGGUUUACGCCGCUAUUGGGAUCGACGCCUCGGGAAAAAGUGAAGUUGAAGUGACCGUAGUUGGACUCGUUUCCCUCGGGAUUUCUCUCCUGCUUGCUUUAAUAUUUUCAAUAGUUUCAUGGUGAUCAUGAGCACGUAACGGUCAUCAUGGGAAAUGUCUCAGAAAACUUCAGUCACCGACUUCAUCCGACGAGAAUAACACGAUGCAAACCGUAAGUUCCAGAAUCAGCGCUUAUUAUCGAGAAGUUUCUCAUGCUGUUGCGCAAGCAGCUUUGCGGUUUCGACAACGAAUUUCCACGCGUGUAAAUUGCUGCUGAAAAUGCUUCGCUCAUUUUUCUUUUAAAUCCUGUUGGCGUAAUCCGAAAGAAAAUCGGCUGUUCGCAAAGCUCAUAAAACUUAGGAAUUCAAGCUUGAAAGUUCACACGACGGAUCCAGUCUGACCAUUAAAUAAUUAUAUAGUGACAGUCAGUGUAUGAAAGCUUUGAUUUCCGCUCGGGAAUUCGAUGAUCGUAUGCAUUUGUACAGAGGUCAAGAAUGACAGGUAUACGCGCCGAAAA